This is a messenger RNA of Purpureocillium lilacinum, 1662 nucleotides long. RefSeq names its product small subunit (SSU) processome component. Gene Ontology annotation, biological process: maturation of SSU-rRNA from tricistronic rRNA transcript (SSU-rRNA, 5.8S rRNA, LSU-rRNA). Lineage: Eukaryota; Fungi; Ascomycota; Sordariomycetes; Hypocreales; Ophiocordycipitaceae. The record is from RefSeq and is a predicted model, not a curated record. Gene Ontology annotation, molecular function: protein binding. Gene Ontology annotation, cellular component: nucleolus; small-subunit processome; 90S preribosome.
AUGGAGGUCGACACGAUUGACGAGCCCGUGACCCAGGUGCGCGACAACGGCGCCCUGGCCGUCAAGAAGACGCGCAUGGAAUUCGUCUCGCCCGAGGAAAAGGCGCGGCGGCGGCGCCUGCAGGAGGCGCACAAGGCCUACGGCCGCGGCAAGAAGAUCGACACCAAGCACAUCAAGGACAAGAAGCUGCGGAGGAACCUGAAGCACCUCGAGAACAAGUACCAGCACGCCACCGUCAAGGCCAAGGAUGCCGAGAUUCUGCUCGAGAACACCAGCGGCUUCCUUGAGCCCGAGGCCGAGCUCGAGCGUACCUACAAGGUCCGGCAAGACGACAUCACCUCUGGCGUCGCGGUCGAGACGGCGCAGAAGCGCUUCGAUCUCAAGCUGGACCAGCUAGGACCUUACACAUGCGAGUACUCGAGGAACGGGCGGGAGCUGCUGCUGGCGGGCCGAAAGGGCCACGUCGCGACCAUGGACUGGCGCGAGGGCAAGCUGGGCUGCGAGCUGCAGCUGGGCGAGACCAUCCGGGACGUCAAGUGGCUGCACAACAACCAGUACUUUGCCGUCGCGCAAAAAAAGUACGUCUACAUAUACGACCGCGACGGCGUCGAGCUGCACUGCCUGCGGAAACAUACCGAGGUCACGCACAUGGAAUUUCUCCCCUACCACUUUCUGCUGGCCACCAUUGGCACCGUUGGUGUUCUCAAAUACCAAGACACCUCGACCGGUCAGCUCAUCGCCGAGAUGCCCACCAAGCUCGGCCAGCCCGUCUCCAUGACCCAGAACCCCUACAACGCCGUCCUCCACGUCGGACACCAGAGCGGCGCCGUGACGCUCUGGUCGCCCAACUCACAAGAACCCCUGGUCAAGCUCCUGGCACACCGCGGGCCGGUGAGGUCCCUGUCCGUCGACCGAGAGGGGAGAUACAUGGUGUCGACUGGCCAGGACCUCAAGAUGGCCGUCUGGGACAUCCGCAUGUUCAGGGAGGUCAGCAACUACUACACGCGCCAGCCCGCCUCGACGGUGGCCAUCUCAGACACCGGCUUGACCGCCGUCGGAUGGGGCACGCAGACGACGAUCUGGAGGGGCCUGUUCAACAAGAACGCGCCGGCACAGGAGCAGGUGCAGAGCCCGUACAUGGCGUGGGGUGGCGAGGGCAAGCGCAUCGAGCGCGUGCGGUGGUGCCCCUACGAAGACAUUCUCGGCGUGAGCCACGACCAGGGCUUUUCGUCUCUGAUCGUACCGGGCGCGGGCGAGGCCAACUUUGACGCACUCGAGGUCAACCCGUUCGAGACGGCCAAGCAGCGGCAGGAGUCGGAGGUCAAGGGCCUCCUCAACAAGCUCCAGCCCGACAUGAUUGCGCUGGACCCCAACUUCAUCGGCAACCUGGACCUGCGGUCCAACGCGCAGAAGAAGGCGGAGAAGGACCUCGACACGCCCGCCGCGGACAUUGCCGAGGAGAUUCGCAACCGCGCCAGGGGCAAGAACGGCGCGCUGAAGAAGUACCUGCGCAAGCAGCGCAAGAAGAACAUUAUCGACGAGAAGCGGCUGCGGGUGGACGAGCUGUGGAAGGAGCAGCAGCAGAAGAACGACAAGAAGCGCAAGGAGGGCGAGGCGGAUCUGGGGCCGGCGCUGUCGCGCUUUGCCCGGAGAGAGCAUUAA